Molecule: messenger RNA, 456 nt
Organism: Candida dubliniensis CD36
Lineage: Eukaryota; Fungi; Ascomycota; Pichiomycetes; Serinales; Debaryomycetaceae
Exons: 1
Coding region: 1-456 (151 amino acids)
Source: RefSeq, a predicted model, not a curated record
AUGAGUUUAGAUCGCAGUGAGAUUUUUCUAAACUAUGUUGAGAACUUCAACAAACGGAUAGGAGCACUUCAUAAAACCGAAGAGUAUUUUCGACAAUCUUCCAUAAUCGAAGCUGUAUCCAUUCCAACAAAUAAGCUUGGAAAAUUUCUUGACAGAAAAAUUGAAGAGUUCAACAACACCAUAACCCAAAUAGAUCGAGACUUCCUUGAUAGCUUAAACCCAGAUCUUGCACAUAGAGCCGAUUAUUCUGCCGCAAGAAAGGAAAUUGGAAGAGAAUUGGGGGUGCAACGAACAGAAUUAUUUGCUUUUGUAUACAGAGCUAUUGAUAAUAUGAUCGAGAAGCGUUCUAAAAUUGAAAAGAACUACCAUGAAGAUCUAGCAGCUAUAGAGCUGGAAUUUAUGGAUGGAAACAUUGAUCAAACCGAAUAUAUUAACACAAUUCUAGGUGACUUCUAG